Molecule: messenger RNA, 305 nt
Organism: Staurois parvus
Lineage: Eukaryota; Metazoa; Chordata; Amphibia; Anura; Ranidae
Source: the annotation of a GenBank genome assembly
UGAUUUUGCAUUUCCGGGAGGACUGCUUUAUUUACUAACAAUCCUCCUCCCUGUCUGCUUGGGCACACUGCUCUGGAUGGUUGUGCACAGCACAGCCAUCCAGAGCAGUGUGCUUACAGUGAAGCAUCAACACACCGCCCCCUAGUAAAACACCAGCACACAGUUAACCCUUUGAUCGCCCCCUCAUGUUAACCCCUUCCUGCCCAGGGCCAUUACUACUGAUCACUGUAUUGGUGUCACUGGGGAUGUCAGUGACACCAAGUCAGUUCCCCCCCGUGUCAGAAUGCCCGCCGCAGUCCUGCUAU